AUGCCAGCCGCCGUGUCACCAGAAAGACCCCGAAGCGGAAUCACUCGAUUGACUGGAUGCCGAUUAGUCAAAGACAACACACUCGUAGAAGAAGACCUCUGGCUUUCCUCAGUUACUGGUCGCAUCCUACGCAGUCAAGAAGUCUUCUACGAACAUCAAGCAGCUCCAGACGAAGUCAUUGACCUCGGCGGCCGUAUCGUCUGUCCCGGCUUCAUCGAUGUACAAUUCAACGGCGCUUUUGGUUUCGACUUUUCGCAAGCACCACAAGAUCCUGUUUCCCACCGCAAGGGUCUAAAAGAGCUGAAUAGACGAUUGAUCGCAACUGGUCUCACAUCAUAUCUUCCCACCAUUACUAGUCAAAAGCCGGAACUCUAUCACAGCGCGUUACCUUACCUGGGUCCGUCAGGUACAGCUCGUGACGCAGACGAAGGUGCAGAGUCACUAGGCGCCCACGUCGAAGGUCCGUUUCUUAGUCCGACCAAGAAUGGCAUCCACAGCCCCGAAGUCUUACAAUCUGCCACAUCCUUCGCCGAUCUCGAAGCCUGUUACGGUGCUCACAACUUGUCCAACAUCAGAAAAUUGACCGCCGCACCAGAAGUUGGCAACAUGACAUCGAUAAUCCCUGAUGUGGUAAUACGCAACAUCAUCUUCAGCAUCGGUCACACAGAAGCUACCUACGAGGNNGAAGCAUCUGCAGCUGUAGCUGCUGGAGCGAAAAUGAUCACACAUCUGUUCAAUGCCAUGAAGCCGUUGCACCACAGAAAUCCAGGCGUCUUCGGCAUCUUGGGUCAUCCUUCCACACAUACACCUUUCUUUGGCGUCAUCGCUGAUGGCAUACAUUUGCACCCUACCACCGUCAAGAUAGCCUACGCCGCGCACCCUGAAGGCAUGAUCUUGGUGACCGAUGCCAUGAGUCUUGCCGGCCUGCCAGAUGGCACAUACAACUGGACCAAUGGCGACAGUAUCGUCAAGAAAGGCUCGAAUCUAACACUGGACGGUACAGACAAGAUUGCUGGUGGCUGUGCGACGUUGCUAGACUGUGUGAACAACUUUCUCAACUGGUCAAAUGCCAGCAUUCCUGAAGCUGUUAGGGCUGUUACUGUUACGCCAGCCAAGAUGCUAGGGCUGGAAGGUGUCAAAGGGUCUCUGGAAGCUGAUGCCGAUGCUGAUCUGCUGGUCUUGUCUGAAGAGAUCGAUGGUGACGGAAGACGUUUACUGGUUGACCAAGUGUGGAAGUUUGGUAGAUUGGUUCAUGAGAGGUCUUGA
Aureobasidium musti is the source of this 1266-nucleotide messenger RNA. Lineage: Eukaryota; Fungi; Ascomycota; Dothideomycetes; Dothideales; Saccotheciaceae. The record is from the annotation of a GenBank genome assembly.